CGCCGCUUCAGUGCUGUGAUUCAACUGGAGAAAGGAUAAAGUGUCCAAACGCAGAGAAAAACUCCUGCUGAAGCGACUGAUCUCCACACUGUUAUAAAGAUGGCGUUUAUUAAAGAGGAGAGUGAAGAUGUGAAGAUUGAAGAAACAUUCAGAGUCAAACAGGAAGAUCUGCAGGAACAAACAGACCUGAUGGUGCUGAAAGAAGAGACUCGUCAACAAAAUGAAAUGGAAGAGAAACAGCAGUUUGAGAACCCCCAAGAAAUAAUGACUGAUGAAAAACCCACACUGACUAAAAAGACAUCAUGCGGAAGACCAUGGAAAUCCAAAUCUAGGUGUAAUUUCAGUAGUAAACAAAGUAGAAAGAGUUUCAGUCAAAAGCCAAACAUUGAUGUUGACAUGAGAGUUCACACUAGGAAGAAACUUUACACAUGCAAACAGUGUGGAAAGAGUUUUGGUCAAAUACAAGGCUUUAAAACUCACAUGGGAAUUCACACUGGAGAGAGGCCGUACAGAUGUCAACAGUGUGGAAAAGGCUUCUAUAAUUCAGGAAACCUUGCAGUGCACAUGAGAAUUCACACUGGCGAGAGGAAGUACACAUGCCAACAGUGUGGAAAAAGUGUCUAUAAUGCAGGAAACUUGGCAAUGCACAUGAGACUUCACACUGGGAAAAGAAAGUACACAUGCCAACAGUGUGGAAAGAGUUUUAAGCAAAAUGGCACCCUUGAAGUCCACAUGAGAACUCACAAUUCCACAAGUCCACAAGGAAGAACUUUUACUUGCACACUGUGUGGGAAAAGUUUUGCUCAAAAACAAAACCUUGACAUCCACAUGAGAAUUCACACUGGAGAGAGGCCGUACACAUGCCAACAGUGUGGAAAAAGCUUCUAUCUUAAAGGAAACUUUGCAGAGCACAUGAGAAUUCACACUGGGGAGAGGCCGUACACAUGCCAACAGUGUGGAAAAAGCGUCUAUAAUGCAGGAAACUUGGCAAUGCACAUGAGAAUUCACACUGGGGAGAAGCCUUACUCUUGCCGCCAGUGUGGAAAGAGUUUUAAGCAAAAUGGCACCCUUAAAGUCCACAUGAGAACUCACAAUGGAGAGAGAAAUUUUACUUGCACACAGUGUGGGAAAAGUUUUGCUCAAAAACAAAACCUUGACAUCCACAUGAGAAUUCACACUGGAGAGAAACCUUACAAAUGCACAGAGUGUGGUAAAAGUUUCAGAUGUAAAAACACACUCAAACACCACAUGAUAAGUCACACUGGAGAGAAGCCGUUUGCAUGUGCUCAGUGUGGAAAGAGCUUCACAACCAAAGAUAGCCUCACAAACCACAUGAAUGGUCACACUGGAACCAUAGUGUUCACAUGUGACCUGUGUGGAAAGAGUCUCACACGCAAAGACACCAUUAAGCGACACAUGAAGACUCACUCUGGAGAGGAUCAUUUUAGAUGCAGUGAGUGUGGAAAGAGCUUUAAAUGUAAAAGAAGCCUCAGCUCUCACAUGAAGCUUCACAAUAGAGAGUAGAGUCCUCAAAAUUGAGGCCUUGUCCACACAAACAUGGGUAUAUUCAAAACGGCAGCUUUUUCAUGUAGUUUGGCUCUUUAUUGACGUGAAGUUUAUUUAUAAACUACUUUUGAGAGAAUCACAUGCUUAUGAUUGUCCACCGAUGGUCCCGCAUUAGCCAACAUGGGUCUCCCCCGGGUUCCUCCAACAGUCCAAAAAACACACAACCUAAGUAAACUGAACAUUUUAAAUUGGCACAAUAGUCGAGCUCUUAGUAAGCCUUCUAUCUCCCUUUACCCAUCUCUAUAUCAAUUAUUAGAAGAGAAACAAGUCAAAACAAAAACAGAGAUGGAGGAGAAAACUUAACAGAAUAGUGUGAAAGAAUACCUCUGAUCAACACUAUCAUGUUUUUAGAAAUUGCAUUAAUAAUUGUGUAAAACUCUUUAGGUGACAAGCAAAACCAUGUUUGAAACAGAAGUUAUUGUAAUUAAGAAUGUUCCCAUGGCUAUCCAUCAUAUCCAAUAAAGAAAAAAAUAUUAUUUUUAACCCAAUUUUCAUAAAAUAAAGACUUAUUGCGAUAUAAAAUAAAACGACUGUUCGAUAAACAAGUUUUAUGAGGACUGAAAUUAUGGGAAAAGGCUAGUUUCAGCACAUUAGUUUAGAUAGUUUAGUUUAGACAGUUCAAAAUCAUAUCUGAUCAAAAAGUAAAUACCACCUACUUUGUGAGACUUGAUGAUGCCUCAGAUGCACGUAAGAUUGCAUUACUACUUACCGUCGCACGACCACAAUCUAUAGAAGUGUUUAAAGGGCACCUAUGGUGAAAAAUCUACUUUUCAAGCUGUUUGGACAGACAUAUGUGCAUGUAUGGUGUAUAGACCGUCAUAUUGGGGUGAUAAAAACACACCCAGUCCUUUUUUUCAAUUUAGCAACAUAAAAAACGGUGGACCGCAACUUUACGUAGGAGUGCGGUCCCCCCGCCCACCGAAUUGAUUGACAGCUGCACGUAUUAACAUGUCCCGGUAGUCACGUGUAUAAUCAUCAGCAAGAGAGGACGAGUGCAAAGCAACCGGGAAUAAAAGGUGUGUCCAGUUCGUUAGGAUCAUCAAUCAUCAUCAGAUGUGUAAGGACAAAUAUGAUGGGGUAAUACAGAUGUGAAACUCAAGAGUGAGUUUCACGUGUUUAAAAUGUUUUAAACGUGUGUAAUGAAUUACAGCGAUUUAGCUUAGCUUUACUUCAUCAGCACAGCCGAGUGUCAGAACAAUUAUAAAGGAAGACGCUUCAGUCCCGGUUUGUGGACGUUAAAUCAGGUUUAUUUUGUACAUUUCCAUAACAGAUAUCCAUACAGCAGUGAGGAUUAACCUGUAUCCUGUCACAUAUGGGUGCAAAAAGAGUGCAAAGCUAAACGGGCGCUCUGUCUGUCUGUGUGUGUGUCUGCGCGUGUGAACUUUGUGUGACCCUGCCAUGCAACUGCACAAUAAAGACUAAUUGGUAAAGUUCUUACUGUAGUAUUUCUCACAAACACUACAUGAGAUCUACUUCCUUUAUGUCUGUCUGUUGUCUGACGCUGCCGAGGGAGGAGAUUAAGGCACGCAGAAAAACACGUAGAAACGGUGGGCGGGGAGGACUAGCCUUAAAGAAGCAGUACACCAAAACCGCCACCCAGUGAAAAAAAUUAUAAAUAGGAAUUUAAUAAAAGGUAUAAUAUAAAAUCUGAUGGGUGUUUUGAGCUGAAACUUUACACACAAUUUUUGGGGACACAAAAGACUUAUAUUAAAUCUGAAAAAAUGGCUAACCUAGGUGCCAUUUAAUACACUCGUGUUUGAUCAGGAAGAGGAUAAGGACAAAUAUGAUGGGGUAAUACAGAUAUUUGAUGCACAUUGCUCACCCAGAAAAAAUGAGACAUUUGAAAGGUAUGUUUUUCAUUCUCAUCUGCAGCAACAGGGAGAUACUUUUGACAGUUUUUUAAUGGAUUUGAAGUUGAAAGCAAAACAAUGUAAUUUCGGACUGUUGCAGGACUCAGGGAUUCACGACCAGAUAGUGUUUGUCAUCAAUGAUAAAAAAAGUAAGGGACAGGCUCUUGAGAGAAACUGAGCUUACUAUGAAUGAAGCUGUACGGAUUUGUCAGCAUGCUAAAACAUUUUAUGAAAUAGCAAGAAUGAGGGGAGUUGACUGUUUAGCCAUUGUGAUGGAACAGAUGCAAAGAGGUGGAAAGAGGAGAGUGAAACCACAGCAGUAUGAAUUCUAGGCCAACACAUUUCCUUUGGCUGCUGUAUAUAUCACAUAGGUAGGUGCCACCCUUGUGAAAGGCAACAGCCAAAAAGUAAAAGACAAACAAGAGUUUCACAGUCAGGGAAUCAAACCCCAGUCUUCCUCAUGACAGGCAGAGACACUGUCUACUAUACUAACGAGGAGAUGCACAGUUAGAACACCCGUUCCCACCCCACACAGAUCACCAAUGUAAUCCAUUCCUAACAGCAUUGUCUGCCGCGCUGGCCCUAAAGACCUUGGCUGACAGCAAGAGGAGGGUUGAAAACUGGGCUUGGACAGCUUUUUUUUCAUUAAUAUUCCUUGCUUCUUCAUCAGUCUUCGACUUGCCAUCAGCAGUAACUUUAACAGUGCAUCACACAGGAGAACGUUAUUAGCAUGUUUUGCAACAAACAAAGCACAACGUUCAAUCUUACACAUAGCCCAGCUUUUACUCCACAAAAUGUCAGCUUGCCCUAUCAUGAGCAGCAUCCAGUCAACCCUUGCAAUUACAUUUAAACCGGGGAAGCUCAUUACAGUGAAUACUAGGUGACAGAACAUGAGAACUCCACCACUGCAGAGUGAAGUUAUCGACCUUGUAUUUUUUGGUGCGGCUGUACCCUUGAACGCUUUAUCCAACCUCAACAUCAGAAAGAGAUGGGAUCCUUACUGGAUAUGUUUUUUUUUUUUUCGCCCACACAGAUAACUCCUUAGUUGAAACCUUUCAUUUUCUAUACUUUUGUGAGAGGAUGUCUACAAGUGUUGGCAAUAUAGUGGUGAGCAUAACUGGCUUCUGAAGGAUUCUGAUUUAUACCUUUUAAUCCGUUUCAGCAUGAAUCAACAAUUUUUUCAACUAUACCUUUUUGCAUCAUCCUGUUUCUCAUUAUCUUUAUUUAAUAUGAUUAUUUGAUUAUUUAAAUGAGUAUUUAACUUUGAAAUGAUUUUAACUAAUGAAUAAGUUAACACACUGCUCUAUGUAAGAAUGUUCAGUGCAUUUGCCUGUCUCUGUAACUUUUUUAAGAACCACCAAACUAGAUCAGAGGUCACGGAGACCUCGAGUGGAACUGAGGGCUGAGGACUGGAAGCAACUGUUUCUAUUGUUAUUUCUAUGAGUUAAUACUAUCUAAAAUGUCUGAAGUGAUUUAGUUAUUUUUACGGUUAAUAAAUUUAAAGUGACUCUACUUUUUAUUCAAGAUAGACUUUGUGUAGUAAGGAUAUAACUGCCUGAAUGUAAAUUAUACUGGUUUUUAACCAGUUUUGAUAAAGACGGCUGAGAGUACACUCAGCCUUUGGUAAGAAACAGAUUAUACUUUAAGUGUGUGUGUUCUAUUUGAUUUUGGAUCAAUUUCACAGGUCUGGAGUCAGCUCUAAACAGUCUAGUGGAUGUCUGACAUUUAUGCUUAAGAUAUUGUUCAGAAUUGUACGCACGCACCUCAUGUGGAGAUUUUCCUAGUCUAUCUGUGUUUUAACAUCAGGUUAGAACACUGUAUGACGCAGUUAUUGACGUUAUGUGAGGAUAUAAUUGUUAAUAAUUUGUGAUUGUAAGCAGAGCGGCCUAGGAACUCAUUUUCGAGUGUUGAAGCUGGCUUUUGCUGAUGAAACU
Danio aesculapii is the source of this 5350-nucleotide messenger RNA. RefSeq names its product gastrula zinc finger protein XlCGF57.1-like. Lineage: Eukaryota; Metazoa; Chordata; Actinopteri; Cypriniformes; Danionidae. The transcript is spliced from 3 exons. Gene Ontology annotation, biological process: regulation of transcription by RNA polymerase II. Gene Ontology annotation, cellular component: nucleus. The record is from RefSeq and is a predicted model, not a curated record. Bases 100 to 1524 code for a protein of 474 amino acids. Gene Ontology annotation, molecular function: DNA-binding transcription factor activity, RNA polymerase II-specific; RNA polymerase II transcription regulatory region sequence-specific DNA binding.